This is a messenger RNA of Aegilops tauschii subsp. strangulata, 437 nucleotides long. RefSeq lists its product as uncharacterized. The record is from RefSeq and is a predicted model, not a curated record. NCBI's taxonomy places the organism in Eukaryota, Viridiplantae, Streptophyta, Magnoliopsida, Poales, Poaceae.
UCCUCUAUCCUCUUCUCCCCUAAAUAACCCCGCCGUACCGCUCUGCCAUGGCCGCCGCCACACUCCGCUCCGCCCUCCUCUCCUCCUGCGCCCUCCGCCGGCUCGCCUCCGCCUCCGCGCCGCGCGCCCCCCGCCUCGCCCAGCCCAAGGUGCAGGGGUUCGCCCGGGCUCGCCGGUCCUACCCGGCGGCGUUCGCCACCUCCGCCAUGUCGACGUCGUUGGGGGCCAAGGAGGCGCCGGCCAACAACCCGGGCCUGCAGGCCGAGGUCGACCCCGCCACCAAGGGCUACUUCAUGCAGCAGACAGCUCAGGAAAUUCUUAGUGUUAAUGCACCAGGCCAUGAAACUUCAUUUGUUCUGCAAUUGGUCGAACAGUCGGUGGACCAGCUUGUUACUAGCAGUAUUUCAGGUUGUCCCAGUCGGUUGCUGUUGCCAUAA